This is a messenger RNA of Aspergillus costaricaensis CBS 115574, 225 nucleotides long. RefSeq lists its product as uncharacterized. The transcript has 2 exons. The annotation marks the transcript as partial. NCBI's taxonomy places the organism in Eukaryota, Fungi, Ascomycota, Eurotiomycetes, Eurotiales, Aspergillaceae. The record is from RefSeq and is a predicted model, not a curated record.
CCCCCCAAAACGCCAGGGCCAGAACCCUGUCCCUGCGACAACGCGGCGUGCCCGUCGAACCCGCUUCCGGCCAACCCGCUGUCUUUCUUUUUAACUUUUUUCCCUUUUGGUAGGGAAGGGAAGGGAAGUUUGGAAAAAAAAAAAAAGGCUGGAAUGUGGAAAUAUGGGCGGGAGAUCGAUGCUGGGCCCGACCGGCGCGUCGCUCUCCCUUCCUUAGUUGGUUAG